This is a messenger RNA of Trematomus bernacchii (emerald rockcod), 5568 nucleotides long. RefSeq names its product protein FAM83G-like. The record is from RefSeq and is a predicted model, not a curated record. Bases 281 to 4456 code for a protein of 1391 amino acids. Lineage: Eukaryota; Metazoa; Chordata; Actinopteri; Perciformes; Nototheniidae. The transcript has 5 exons.
GGCGGUGCCUUCAGCGGGGUGUCACUCACUCUGCCUCUCGCUCUCUCUCUCUCUCUCUGCCCCGUCAAGUCUUUCGUUUGGAAGUGGGGAUGACAAUGGCCGAGUGUUAACGCACCAUGGCCGCUCAAAGGAAUCUGGGGGAACUACGUGAAGUUAUGUGCAACAAGUCUGGAGAUUAUCUACUCAGCUGUUUAGACCACAGAGGGGAACUUUUAUGCAACACGUUUGGAGAAGUUUGGAAGAGGAACUAAACUGGAUUUGUAGUGUUUGUUUUUGAGACAUGGCUCUGUCCCAGGUACAGUGCCUGGACGAUAACCACGUGAACCUCCGGACCACCGAGUCCAAACCGGAGUUUUUGUACAGCGAGGACCAGCGGGUCGCGCUCGAGGCUUUCCUUCGAGAUGGUCGCGAGGCGUUUGUUAAGUACCUGGAGGCUCGCACCUUGCGCGGCUUCCUGUCGGACCUGGAGUUGGACUCUCUCGCGGACACGGUGGAGCCCUAUGACCCGGGCACGGACAUCUUCCCGGAGGACGGCGAGGACGACCAGUCCCCGCUGUCUCUGCACUACUGGCCCGAGUUGUCGGAUAGGUCCAUCCCGCAGAUGGACCUGGGUUGGCCGGACUGCGCUUCUUACCGGGGGGUCACGCGCACAGCCGUGUACACGCAGCCACCCCUGGAUGAUCAGGCUCACAUCAAGGAGGUCGUCAGGAAAAUGAUUGCGCAGGCGCAAAAGGUUAUAGCAGUAGUGAUGGAUGUGUUUACUGAUGUUGACAUCUUCAGGGAUUUGCUUGAUGCUGGUUUCAAGAGGAAGGUUUCUGUCUACAUCCUUUUGGAAAGCUCAACACUACCUCAUUUCCGGUCCAUGUGUCAGAGGGCACAAAUGCAUGCCGGACACCUCAAGAACCUCAGGGUACGCUGCACAGAUGGAGCAGAGUUCUACACCCGGUCCUGCACUAAGAUCAGAGGGCGAAUGGGACACAGAUUCAUGUUCAUCGAUGGAGACAAAGCUGUGUCUGGGUCUUACAGUUUCACUUGGUCUGCAUCGAGGCUGGACAGAAAUCUCAUCACCGUAGUUACAGGCCAGGCAGUGGAGUCCUUUGACAAGCUGUUUCGAGUCCUCUACGCAACCUCCAACUCAGUAGACCUCCGUAAGGACGCCAUCGAGCCUGAACCUGAAGCGGAGCCCAUCCCAGCGCCGGCCGCAGUCGUCCCUCCUUCUGCUGAAAUGGUUAGGAAACUGUACAGUGCCAAAUAUGUUGCUUUGGGCAACCCACACUCCACUCCUCCUCCAAAGACCAACAAUCCAGAGGACUCCAAGAACCAGGGAACCAAGAAGCAUGGGGGGAAAGGGGCUAAUAAAGAAUCUACACAGGAGGGUCCGCCCAUCCACCCUGGACUCAUAGAUCUAGAGAAAGUGUGCAUGAUGUCAUACCUGCCCACCUGGCCAGAGCCCGACCCGGCCAGUGAUGUAAUCGGGUUCAUUAACAUUCGUGAUAACAAAAAACAAAACCAGGUCCAUCUACAGAGGUCGGAGAUGUAUGAAACCAGCCAAGCAGUCAGGUUCAGCAGUCCCUUCAGUAGGCCAAAAGAAACUCUGCCCGACGUCGCUAAGCCAAGAGACUUUACGACUAAACGGAAGGAGGUGAAUGAACUCCAACCAGCACAAGAUAAAACCAAGACUAAAGAGGUGGUGGUAGGUGUAGCCCAGCAAACUAAAACUAACAAAGGUCCUAAUGAGAUCAAAAGCAAAACAGAGGAACCUGUCAAGAAAUUACCUGCAUCCGGACCACAGUGUGAGUCCAACAAAGACACUACGACCACUCCCAACACUGAGAAUAAACAGCAUUCUAAUACCUUCCCCAAACAAGAUGCAGGCCACAACAACACACCUCACCUCAAUGCACACACUCCUCCCCAAUCCAGAAGCAAAGCAUCCACUCAUAACUCUAAGGGGUCUUCACAAACCACACAAACUGUCACCACCCUUUCUGAAUCAAACACUAAACCAGAAGUUGACAGUAUUUUAAACACACAACAGGAGGUUGUGAGCAGGAAACAAGCCCUGAAGGCGAGCUGUACACAAGACUCACACCUGCAUAGUCCCACUGAAGGGAACACAGAGCCGCACCCACAAACAAAGACAGUGCUGCCACAUAUGGACUCACAAUGGCAGGCUGAUCACACGCAGUCACAAAACUCCUCUGAAAUGACCCCUAUCAUCCAGACUCCCACCAUCAACAGCCACAAGUCUUCCCCACAGUCUGUCAGCUCCACCCCCCUCUCUGAAAACAGUCACGUCUCCAUCACUACAAGCAAGAGUCCCAAGUCUUCCAUUAGCUCUUCUUCCAUUCCCCCUCCUGCCCUCCCUUUGUCCCCAAUAUCCCCAUCUGAGACUUCAACACCACCCAUUCCUAAACCUCGUACUGUCCAUCUGGUUAUCAAGGGCGACGUCACCGACAAAGGCCAGAAAAUCCUGGAGGUCAGUGUUGUCCAAAUGGCUGGGACCAGCACAGCGCCAGAAAAGGUCAUAAAUGUGCCUGCUGUAGCAACUACGGUGACAACAUUGCCUCAAAAAGUUGCUGAGACAGUCCCAGAACUGCAGAACAACAGCGAAGGCGAGGUAGGGGCGCAGAAAAUGGCAAAGGACAUUUUAAAUAUGGUAGAAGCACCACAACAAAAGCAGAGUGGUACUUCCCAAAAUACAAACAAUGAGAAAGCAGUUGGAGGCGAUGACAGAGCAGGAAUGCAAUUGAUAGCCGGAAACAAAACCAAGUCAGAUGUUUUGAUAACAAAAGUAGAGAAUGUGAUUACUCAAGAAGUCAUUCCAAAAAGUGUCAAGCCCAAGACUUUGGUGUCAAUGGAUGUCAAACUAACCCCACAGAAAGAUAGUGUUGCAACAGUAAAGAAGGAGAUUAAGGCCCCAGAACAAGUUUCAAUGGAUGUUUCUGGAGUGACAAACGAAAAAACUGAGAAUGUGACAGAAUGCAAAACAUACCUUGCAAAAGUACACGUACCACGGAGAAUAUCGUAUAGUGAGUUACCUGCACAAGUUAACGAUGUAUCAGAUACUGUGGACUCUUUAAAAGCACCAACACACACUCCUAUUUCUGCCACACACAUAUUUAAAGACAGUGCUGGUGAUAGCACACACACAGUCACACACAAUCAGCAAGGUAAUCCAAGUGUAACACCCGAACGCCCCACAGACAGUAUGCCAGAUACGGCCAAACAUAACACUCACAACAACAUUCAAGAAAACCCUUCUAAAGCACCAGGAGGCACACACACACCUGAGAAACCCCUGCGAUUACUUCUCUCUGAAAUACACUCGCCAGACUUGCUUUCACCGACAUCAGAGAGAGGAUUGCAGUCACUCAUGGCUCUGACCCGCAGUUCCACCCCGGAUGGAUUUCUCCCACGUACGCCCACCCCAGACUUUUGCACGCCUACCUCCGAUUCUCGCGCAUACACUCCAGACUUUCGAACGCCAACACCUGACGGGUAUUUAUCACCAAGAACAGACUCCGCUCUCUCCACCACUUCAGAGGAGUUUUACGAAUGUUGCGACUCCCCUUUCCAAGAGCCUGGUUUGGAGCGAUUAGCUUCCCUGAACCACACAAUGACAGAGGAGCAUAUUAGCUUAGCACACACAAAUAACGCUAAUGCUACCAGUCCUGUAUACAUCAAUUCAAACUCUCCUGCUGGUAUAUUAGGCACUAUAGACAGGUAUACCUCUAGCACUGAAACAGAAAGUUUAGAGCGAAAGCGAUCAUCCACCGGUGACAUUCAACCCACGAAAGAGAGACCGGACACGGAGAAGGCCGGGGACAGCGUGGAGAGGAUGGGCAGACCUCGGGCGACUGACGGACAAAAGCUUUCGCAUACUUCUCACAAAUCUCCACGAGGACGGCAGCAGGCCAGCGAGGCGUUCUCCUCCUACCGACCAUCGAGACCCUCUCGAGUCCUCUCGCCCAACUGGGCUAUGGGGCCUCAUCCCAGCCGCCAGCAGAACCAGGCAGAAAGCAACGUGCUCCCUGAUUACGCCUUCUUUCCUCGUAGUCCGCCAUCCAGACUGCCUCCUCCUCUGAAAGGUGGUGCUGUCGGGCCAGCAACUAGGCAGGCCGAAGUCUCCCAAAGCCAGCAGAGGUUCUUCUCUCGACAGCCUCCAGCAGUGCAGGACAGAACGAGAGCUGGACAGACGCAGAAUCCAUCCCCUUACCCAAAACCCCAGGGCUCUUUUCUCCUCCCACAGCAGUCUAACAGAGAGGCGCCGCUUCAUUCUCAGACCCAGAACCAGGCUGGAUCACCGCAGGAGGAAGGAAAGAAUCCAUUUAGCGUCACUAUUAGCAGGUUGUACAGCCUGAAGGGCCUGAAGGAGAAGAUGAGCAGGCUGCCAGCGCAGAGCAAGAGAGGCAGCGGCAGCUCGCAUGGACAGAGACACAGCAGCAUGAGCUAGUCUGCUACUGUCAGUCAUUCAUUUUCUAUAAUCUUACUGUAGCACAUCAAGCCAAAGAAAGGCAAGUUAAACACAAAUUAAGAUACACCUCCGAGAAAAAGCUUGCAUUGACACGGUAUGUGUACUGUGAAAGCAAAAGAGAUCUAACAGAGCAAGCUAAGACUUUUACCUUACACGUUGAACUGAACUUUGAACUUUGACCCAUGACUCGUGGUAUUGACCUGCUCCUGUCUCGUCAUAUGGAGGAUGCACUUUAGUAUGAAACCACUGCUAUGCAUAACGUUGCUCAUUGUAAGUCCAAACAAAGUGUGAUUGGAUAGGUAGUUUUCCUUUCAAUUCUUAUUUUAUUAUACUUUUCUGAAUCUUAAACUUGAAAUGUACUUUUUCACCCACGGGGCCCUAGAUAUUGAACAACAAUGGAGUUGAUUGUAAACAUUUGUAUGUGAAAAUGUGGAUACUAAAAUGCUUAAAUUGUUUGUAUGACCAUCAAAAUGGAUAUAUGUAAAGAAUAAAUGAACCCAGAAGUUGUAGGUAUUUCACUCAACAUAGCACUGCUGAUGUUACUCCAUUAACUUUACAUAAACUGUGGAUCGAGCAAAAAAUUACUUUUUCAGCUAAAUAUAAAUAUACCCUCUUAUCUUUUUUUUUCUCUUUUGCUUUGUUAUUUAAUUCAGAAAACUUUCAAAUGUGGUGGAUUUCUUUCCUUACAGCAGUGUAGUAUGUGAAUGUGUGCUUCCAAUAUACAUUAUAAGUAACGCAAUGCUCAGUAUUGAAAUAGGUACUAUGACAUGUUUAAUGAAAAUCAAAUAUUACCAUGUAAUGGUAUUGAAUGUUACACAGACAUUUACUUUUUUUAGUAAAUUCUAACUAAAAACUGUUUUGUACUAUUCAUUUACAAUUGACUAUUCGCUACAAUUACUUUCCACUGUGGUGGCAGACAAAUCAUUGAAAUGGCUAACCUCAUGACAGUAGCUGUUUAUACUAUGUGUAUAUGAGUGAGUGGGAACAUUUUUCCCACAUUUGUAUUAUUAAAGUACUAGCUGAGUGUUUCUUCUUCUGUUCAUUCAAGUGUUUGUGGUACAAACUUGAAUUAAAAAAACUGUUGAUGCAAA